UUGUAAGUUUAUUAAAAUCACUCACAAGGAAGUGAAGGGGCACUGGAACAUACAUAUAACAUGACAAUUGUAAAAUCAUAGAUUCACCCGGCAAAAAGGAAUAAUUGAAUUUCAAAAUUGUCCGAGCCUCUGCUUUGCAGACAUUAAAGACUGCAAAUUUCAAUCAUUCAUGAAUUCUGAUCGUCCCCUGGAUUUUUCUUCUCUGACUCCAUCUCUUUGCCUUGUUUUCACUGCUCCUCCAAUCUUCCCCUCACAAAAAGAACAAACCUCACCUUCAUCCCUGUGUUCACCUGAAUAAUUAUUUAUAUAUUUACUCAGAGAUACAGCACGGUAAUAAGCCCUUCCGACUCAAUGAGCCUGUGCCACCCAAUUACGCAUGUGUGACCAAUUAACCUACUAACCCAUAUGUCUUUGGAAUGUGGGAGGAAACCCACGCCAACAGGGGGAGAACAUAAAGACUCCUUAAGACAGUAGCAGAAUUGAGUGCUGGUCACUGGCACUGUAGUAGUUUUAUACUAACCACUAAACUAAAUGCCGUCCCAGGAACACUAGAGAUUGUGGGCUCAGUCAUGUUGCGCUCUUCUGCUGCCUUCGCCCCUGUGACAGCACCUUGGACUAUCACUCAAGACUAUGGAUCCUCUCGCUGUUCUUCAGCUUUAUACUCUAUUUAGACGCUCUAAUGACAUUAAUGGAUCUACUUAUUGCUGUUGUGACACUUAUCCUAUCAAUUCAUUCCUGCCCUAGGUCAUUCUAACCUACUUACCUCUGAACUUGCAGCAUUCCUCUCAUGAGAGACUGAUACCAGUAGCUGAUAAAGGUUGUGGCACUGUGGUUUUGUGAGCUGACCUCUAUCUUAGGGGGCUGAACACCAGCUCUCUUAGACCUCCUUCUGCCUUCAUCUGGUCCACAAUCACACUUCUGAAUUUUGAUAUUGGUUCCUCUGGUGAUCAUUCCUGUAUGGCACCCAUCUUCCCAGUGCCCCAUUCCUGGACUUCUUCCUUGCCAAGUUCCACAGGCAGGGCUGUUCCAGUAAGGCCAUCAUUUCAAACUGUUUUUGUGCCAUGGAACUCAACUCUUCCCAUUCUUUCUUCCAUUGUUCAGCCUCUUCCUACUUACAUUCAUGACAUCUCUUCCAAUUUCCUGCUCACUUUCAUCAUGGACAUCCAAUUCUUCUACAUCUCUACUCCACACAAAACUGAUUUCAGAAUCAUUCCCCAUUCAGCACCAUCACCCUCAUUCAGCUGGCUUAACUUGUUCUCACAUUGAACAACUUUUCUUUUAACUCCACUCUCUUCCUUAAAAACAAAUAUAGCUAUGAGAAGCUAUGGUUUAAUGGAACCAUUCUUGCUUCCUACCCCAUUCCUCACCCCUUGACUGGUUUAUUGAGCAUUGUUGUUGCUUCCUGCACUAGUACAGAAUUCACUUUUGUGUCAGCUUUGCUAUCAGUUUCCAUCAAGCUCUCAAUUACACCUGGGCCAUCUCUGUCUCUUCCCUCUCCUCAGCUUCUCCGUCUCCAUCUUGGAGUAGGGGUGGAGGAGAGGUUGAAUUAGGAUGUUCAGAGGCCAAUAUGUGUAUUAUAUACUCACGGGCUCCCUUUGCUGUCCUGACUACACCACUUCCCAUCCUGCUUUGUGAGGACUCCAUUUCAAUGUAUAACUUCCCUAGGUAGAGUGGACAUGGAGAGGAUGUUUCUUAUCAUGUGGGAGCCUGGGAACAGCAGGCACAGCCUCAGAAUAGAAGGACGUCCUGUUAGAACUGAAAGAUUUUUAGCCGGGGGUGAUGAAUCUGGGGAAUUCAUUGCCACUGAUAACUAUGGAGACCAAGUCAUUGGGUAUAUUUAAAGCAGAGGUUUGAUAGUCCUUGAUGAGUAAGGGCAUCAAAAGUUACAGGGAGGACAUAAGAAAAUGAAGCCAUGGAGGAACGGUGGAGCAGACUUGACAGGCUGAAUGGCCAAAUUCUACUUCAAUGUCUUGUGGUCUGAAUUCCACUUGUUUGCUCAUUUCUCUACUUCCUUCACAUCUCUUUUGAUGAUGAUAUCACUAAUGCUUCUCAGAUGCUGUCUUUUUUACAUUAUGAUUUUCCUCCAUAAUCACUUCAAUUCCAACUAUUGUAAUCCACUUCUUCCACCCACAAUCCUUCUCCCUCUCUUGAGUGAAGAUAAGCUCCCCUUUUGCCUCAUCUCUCUCCUUGAAAGAGUCUAAAACCUUCUCUCCCCUGUUAUUGUUCCAUGGGAAAUCAUUCCCUCUAAAGCACCCUGAUUCACUUGUUCAUCUCCACCUAAACCAUACAACUGUAGGCACAUGUGCAAUUGGUAGAACUGUUACCAUACAGGUUUAAUUCUGACCUCUGGUACUAUAUUUGUGGAGUUUUCACAUCUAUGUUCAGCAGUUCCCUUACACAUCACAAAGCCAUACAGGUCAAUAGGUUAAGUGGCCUCUGUGAGAAGCCACAGUGUAUAGGGGAGAGGUGAAGAUGUGGGGCGAAUUAUUUAAAAAAUAAAUUUAAAGCAUUAUUUGAGUACAUGAGUGGUUGAUGUUUGGUGUAGAUUCAUUGGGCUGAAGAGUCUGUUUUUGAGCUGCAUCUCUGACUCUGAAAUGAAAUACCUUAUUUUUUAUCUCUUCCCACUCCACCAUACAAAGAAACAAAUAUCUGUUCCAGAUGAAUUCACUUGUACUGUAUUUAGUGUUCACAAUGUGGUUUGCCAUUUCAAUGCAGAAACCAAAUGCAGAUUGGACAUGCUGUUUUGCAGAACAACCUCAUUUAAUUCGCAAGGGAAUCUCUGAGCUUCCAGGUGCUAGUCAACUUUAAAUCUUAUUCCCAUUCCAACACUGAUCUUUCUGUCUCCUUCCUCUAACAGCUCCAAUGAAACAACGUUUCAUCUUCCCAUUAGGUAUGUACAAACUUUAGGACUCAAUGUCAAAUUAAUCAAUUUCAGAUAACAGCCUUUCCAGUUUGUGUCAGAAUGGUCGUUUGUCUGUAAUAUUGAAUCCAUUUCUUUCUCUCCACGGAUUGUGCUGAACUACUGAAUAUUUUCAGCAUUUUCUGAUUUUGUUUCAGACUUCUAAUCACUUCUCUUUUGUUUUAUUUUGCCAGAACGGGAUAUCUGCUGUGGAUUUAGUUUGUAACCAUAUGUUUUUUUUUCUCUCUAACAACUGUGGGGCAGAUAGGUGAAAUGCAUUUGCAGGGCAUGACUGGUCUAUACAUUGGCACAUGCAGCUCUUGCCCUUUCUGUGCAACAGCACUGACUUGCGCCAUUUCAAAGUUGUUCCGUUGCAUCAUUCUAACAUUCCUCACUGCUUUCAGUGCUGCAAGAAAAGAAUUAUUUCAUCAAUGAUGAAGAAACCUCAAAAAGUUUUACAUUUGAAUACACCUGCUUUCUCUGCUUUCCCUAGGCUCUAUCUUUUAUCCUUUGCUUCAUUUUCACAUCUUGACCAAGGGCUGUCAUCCUCAAAUGUUGAUCAUCAUUUCUCUCUCCACGUGCUGCCCACCCUACUGAGUGUUUAAGAAUCAGGUGUAUUAUCAUUGUCUUAUAUGAUGUGAAAUGUGUUGUUUGGUGGCAACAGUACAGAGUAAAGAUAUAAAGUUACCAUAAAUUACAAAAUAAAUUAAUAGUGCAUAGAAAAGGAAUGAUAUCGGGUUCUUGGACCGUUGGUAAAUCUGCUGAUGGACGGGGAAGCAGCUGUUUCAGGAUUGUUUUGUGUGGGUCUCUGAGCUGCUGUAUCUCCUCCCCGAUGGUAGUAAUGAGAAGACGACAACAUGUCCUGGAUGAUGAUGGUCCUUAAUGAUGGAUGCUGCCUUCUUGAAGCACCGCCUCUUGAAAGUAUUCUCGGUGGUGGGGAGGGUUGUGCCCACAAUGGAGCUAGCUGAGUCUACGACCUUGCUUUAUAUCAGAAACUGCACUUUUUAAAAGUUACUGACUUUAUUUUCUUUUAGGACUGUAACACUUUGAACGUGCUGCUGAUACUUUUACAACAAAUUAUGGUCCUGAAAGACGGAGACGUCUGUCUUCAACACCUGAGAGAAAGUGAUACUGCCAACACAAGAACAUUCCCUGACAAACAGCUGACAGCACGCACUGUACCACCCUGAUCAGUGAAGAGAAAGAGCAUCUUUUCCUCAGCCCACUGACACUCGGCGGCAGACUGUUCUGUGGGAUGGCAUUUUUUGGGAGCUCCUCACGGGGAGGGAGGUGCUUGGUGGAGUUUAUACAGGUGGCCAGCGGUGAACAAGCUACCACGGCCACGUUUGCUCUGAUGUUUGGAGACCCGGCUCAAUCUGCCCUCCGCUGUUGACUGCGACGCUCAGUACUAAAUGAACGCCAGCAUGUUAACGCUCUUCUAAGUUGGAGCCUGAAAGCUCUGCUCGGUGUUACCUCGUUUAGUAUCGCUGGUCUUUCCGGAGCACGGGAGAAAGAAGGGGAUUGAGGUGGGCUGGGAGCAAGAGAGGGAGGAGAGUGGGGGAGGGAAAGAGGGGAGAGAGAGAGAGGAGGAGGAGGAAAGGAUAAGGAUAGGGGGUCAGUGGUCCAACAGAAGAAGAUGAAGGCAGCGGCAGCUCUCCUCGUGUUUUCUGCAUGGGGCAAGGAGUGAAGGGUGGGGGGGAGAGGAGGAGGAGUAGGGAAGUGGAGCCGUUCGCAAUGCUCAGCACGGCCUAGAUCGGCCAGCGUCAAGGACCCGGCUUGUCAGUCGGCUCCCGGUGUCAUGUCGUUCGGGAGCUUUGGCGCCAUGAGCGAGCGGCGGGCCGGCUUCACGCUGAGGGGUUAGAGAGAAAGUGUGAGGGGGAGGUGGGAGGUUUCGUCACCAAAGUGGCCAAGCAUCCUCCACAGUCCCCUCACCCACCUCGGAACUUUGUGUCUGUGUGGAAAGACAGCGAGAGAGAGAGAGGGAGAGAGCUGUUUGUUUGACCAAGUAUUCAAUAGAGGAAGGGGUGGAGGAGAGAGGAGGGUGGGGGGAAGGGAGAGAGAGAAAAAAACUUUCUACCAACAUACUAGAGGAGACGAUGGCAUCACGGCUGCAGCCCGCUUCGCCCCGGAGUAAAGCAAGCACUGAUCCCGACAGGGGAGGAGGGGAACGCAAUGGUUACGUGCGGGGCUGUGUGAGCCCUCUGCGCCGGGACCGGGGCUGCCCGGUGGCGUGGGGCGGACUGGCGGGCAGCGGCCGCCUGCUGUCUUCGGCCGCCGGGGUCGCCUCGCUGUCCGUGCUGCUGGGCGCUCUGCUGCGCUGGCUGGAUGCCGGCGGCGGGCUGCUGACCCUGCUGCACUCCGCGCUGCCCCUCUUCAGCCUGAUGAGCGCUUUCUUCUGGCUGACCCUCUACCUGACCGGCUGCGGCAGGGGUGAACUCGCCCCCCGGCUGCUGGCCGCCUGCUCGCUGGCCGAGACUCUGCUGCAGGCGCUGCUGGUGGGCGAGGAGCAGCUGCUGUCGUUCGGAGCCACCGCCGUGCUGCUGAGCUGCCUGGCCGCUGCCACCCUCAUGGUCUUGCGGGUGAGCCAGGGUGUGUGCACCAUCCUCUUCACCAGCCUGUUGAGGACCGUGUCGUUGCUCUCCCUGGAGCGAGUGCGGGCCAGUUGGAGACCCUUCCUGGCUUACUUGAUGGGCAUACUGGGAGUGAUGCUGGCCAGGUACGCCGUGCGCAUCUUGCCCCAGGGAGUGCCGCCGGCAGCCGCCGAGGACAAAGUUCCCAUCAUCAAGCGAAGGAGGAGAUCCAGUUCGGUUAUUGCUGCCGAAAUGCCUAAUACUCAACUGGGCUCUAAGCCGCACCGCAGGACAUCGCUACCAUGCAUUCAAAGGGACCAGGUCUUUUCACACUCUGAAUGGGAUCAUAAGCGUGCCUACAGAGGAUCACAGGAUCUGGACUUAACGGGCAAGGCCAUCUUUCAUUGCCCAUCUCUUCAUGCCUUUGAGAAGAUGGUGUCUUCAGGCACUAGUGUCACCGUCGAUAUAGCUGUGAUGGGUGAAGCUCAUGGACUAAUUACAGACCUGUUGGCUGAACCUUCAUUGCCUCCCAAUGUCAGUACCUCCUUGAGAGCUGUCAGCAAUCUGCUCAGCACCCAGCUGACCUUUCAGCCCAUCCACAAGCCAAGAAUAAAUCCACUGGUGUCGUUCAGCGAGUCCUCCAUUUGUUCUGAUGGUGAAGAAUGCCAAGGAGAGAAACUUGCUAUCCCAAAGCGACUGAGGAGAAGUCUGCCCCCAGGGCUGUUAAGACGCAUUUCAUCCACAUGGACAACAACAACUUCUGCCACCGGUCUACCUACUGUGGAGCCAGGACCUGUCAGGAGAGACCGCAGUUCAAGCAUCAAACCCACUCAUGAGGCUUCACUGGGCAGUUCUUGUAGUCAAGAGUCUUACAACUGCACCUCCUCAGUAUUGCUGACUAUUUCCAAAAGCAGAUCCUUCUCAGCCUCCCAUGCUAUCGCCACAACUAACCAUAUGAAUGCCAAAAGGCAAAUGCGACAAGGUUAUUCUUCAAACAUCACACCUCUCACCUCCCCAUGCCAUUCACCAAUCCAGGGGACUCCUGCUGGUAGUCCCACUAGCAAAACUUCUACCAUUGAAUUUCCAGACACUGCAGAUAUAAUCACCAAACCAGGCCGCAAUCCGCAUAAGCCUUUAACGUACACUCAGAGUGCACCAGAUGUUGCAGGGCAGUUUAGGAGCAACUGCGUUGUUUGCAGUAGUUGUGGUCGGCCAUUCAGCAAGCUGACACACUCGGAAAGCAUGGGGGGAAGAGUGGAGACCACACUGCACCGGACAGAUGACCCUGCUCAAGCAACCUCUGACUAUGACAGCACCCAUGAGACGAAUAAUAGUGAUAGCAGUGACAUCACGCAGAAUGACGACGAUCAGGAAUCCUCUGCAAAAGGCUUAGAACAAUCUCUCAAAGAAUCUGACUGCAGACUCUACAGACCAGAGGACAUCACGUUACAGCACUUGAUUCCAGCCGAGGAGAAAGCAAUCCUUGCUCCAGAACCUCUUCUAAUGGAAGAUCUGGAGCUGAUAUUUACACAACUCAACAACUGGAAUUUUCCCAUCUUUGACCUCAUGGAGAUGACAGGCUCAAAAUGUGGCCGGAUACUUAGCCAGGUAGCAUUCAGACUGUUUGAAGACACUGGGCUUUUUCAAAUAUUUAAAAUCCCAUUAAAAGAGUUCAUGAACUACUUUCAUGCAUUAGAAAACGGGUACAGAGAUAUACCCUAUCACAAUCGCAUACACGCCACAGAUGUGAUGCAUGCAGUCUGGUACCUCACCACACAACCUGUCCCAGGACUGCAGACAAUAAUCAGUGAUCAUGGCUCAAUGAGUGAUUCAGGUAGAACUUUUCAAAAUUCAGACAGUGGAAUCACUCAUGGACACAUGGGAUUCGCCAUAUCAAAAACGUACAGUGUGACAGAGGACAGAUAUGGCUGUGUUAUUGCCAAUGUCCCAGCCUUGGAGUUGAUGGCCCUUUACGUUGCUGCAGCCAUGCAUGAUUAUGAUCACCCAGGAAGAACUAAUGCCUUUCUGGUGGCGACCAGUGCACCACAGGCUGUUCUCUACAAUGACCGUUCAGUGCUGGAGAACCAUCAUGCUGCCUCAGCAUGGAACCUGUUCAUGUCACAGCAGGAGUACAACUUUCUGGUCAACUUGGAUCACGUUGAAUUCAAGCGAUUCCGAUUUCUUGUCAUCGAGGCCAUAUUGGCCACAGAUCUCAAGAAACACUUCGAUUUUCUUGCAGAGUUCAAUGCAAAGGUGAACGAGGAAGUGGGACCGGGUAUUGACUGGGCAAAUGAAAAUGAUCGCUUGCUGGUUUGUCAAAUGUGCAUUAAGCUCGCUGACAUCAAUGGGCCUGCCAAGUGCAAGGAGCUUCAUUUAAGAUGGACAGAAGGGAUUGUUAAUGAGUUUUAUGAGCAGGGGGAUGAGGAAUCGAGUCUUGGACUUCCCAUCAGUCCAUUUAUGGACCGCUCAUCCCCACAGCUGGCUAAACUUCAGGAAUCAUUCAUCACCCAUAUUGUGGGACCACUUUGCAACUCCUACAACUCAGCAGGCUUAAUACCAGGUAGAUGGGUGGAGGAUAACGAGGAAGAAGAGGAGGAGGAGGAUGAAGAAGAAGCAGAAACAACAGAAGAGGAGGGUGCAUUGGAAACAACUACAAAACGGGAACGGCACAGGAAGCAAAGGAAGGUCUUCUGUCAGAUCAUGCAGCACCUAAUGGAAAAUCAUGAAAUGUGGAAGAAGGUCAUCGAAGAGGAACAGGAGGAGCGUAGGAAAACAGACCUCGAGAAGCAAGAGCAGUCCUCCCUGCUUCAAAGCUCAGAGACAAUCCAGGCGAUCACUGAGGAGGAGGAGGACAAGGAAGAGAAGAAUCUUGAAGAAUCAGAGGGGAAGUCUGUGAAAACCAGUUCAGUCACAAACCUAACCCAGGAGACUUUAGAAGAUAAAAGUGACUGAAUGUGUACUGACCUUUUCUUUGUUCCCAGCACACUUUGACACAAUACUGUAGAUGUAUAGGGCAAUGUGCCUGCAGCUGAUAUGGUAUAAUAUUGCCAUGAACUGCAGCCAGAUAUAAAUGAACACCCUGAAUGAGGAAGCCUCUAUAUCGCACCACUGGCUGACUUGGACUUUAAACACAAUUGCUACCAAUACGAUUAUGGUGCACUUUUUCAUUGAUAUGUCUUGUUUAAUAUUGCUUGAUGCACACGUCUGUAAAAAGAAACACACUCACUUGCUAUGCAACAGCAGUGAGUAUCAAAUGAAGGAGGACAUAUUUCUAAAGCAUAUGCUACGGUACUCUAUCCGUAACUUUUGCUCCACUUUUGGGUGAAAGUUGAUAGCUUUAUCAGAAUUCUGAUACAGCCCGAUAAUACUUAUUGUGUAUAUAACCUUGUGGCUCACCAGCUCUGUAUAAGCAAUCUCUUGAAGCAUAGCUGUAGUACUUGUACAUUGCAAACACCACCAUGAACAAAUGUUUUAGGAAAAGCCUAACAGAUCCAUGAUGGGCCAUUUCACUUUAUAAAAAAGCACCUGCUACAAGCCAAACUUCUAGUCAAGAAUUUAUAUCCAUUUUGAAUAUUUUUAUUGUUUAUUUUACAUUCAAUGAUAAUUAUUUGCAGAAAACAACAGUUUAUUGUAGAUACAAAGAACAUUUUCUAUUGGCUUUUGUAAAUAGCAAGCUCUUAACCCAGUUUUUUGUGAUUUUGUAAAGAUGGCUAUGAAGACUUCACACUUAAAAAGACAUUCUUAUGAUAUUGACAGAACUUAGUACAUUCUUAUAUAACACAACACGAUAAAGUAGAUACAAGUUGCGGCAAAUAGUUAAUUUUAAAAGAUGAUCUUUAUUUGGAUUAUUUUUGCUGCAAGGGUAAUCCUUAAGAAAUUGUUUACUACUGAUAGGACCGAGGUGAUUGACAAGAAAAUUAGACAGUACCACCUCAGAUUUUCUGAGGCCCAUGUAUCUUCAUAUUUUAGACACUGUGUGAGAGUUGGUGGUGAUAAGGAUUACAGUGAAUCAUAGAAUGUUUCCUUCAACACCUUGAGUCAUAUAAGACUGAAGCAUUGGACAAUCAACCAGACAGUCUAAUUUUCUAAGACUUGAUCUAAUUCUACACCUUGGGUCAAUGGGCACGUUAUCAUGGUGGUUAUGUUCCUAGCCCAACAAUCCAGUCACAUGAAGCAAGGAUCUCCAGACAUUAAUUGGAGUCUCAUUACAGGGGAAUUAAACAGCUCUUAAAUCAGAUCUUAAUGCUGGUAAUAGAGGCUGGUAAAUUACAGAGUUUUGUGUUCUUUAAUUUCCUUUUGGGAAGAAAAUCUGACAUCCUUUCAUGGUCAGGCCACGUACAAUUCUAACAUGCGGCAGGAUGGUUUAUCCACAGCUGCGCUGUGAAAUAUCCCAGCAAAGUCUGUCAGGAAUGAGCAACAGAUGCUGAAUAUGCCUUUUAAUCCCCAAAAUUUGUUUUUCUUUAAUGUUCAAGAGCUCCUUUUUUCUGUUAAAAAUAAUUCUGUUUAACAUCUUUUUUUUUUUAGUUUGGGGUCAAAAUCAUUUUAAAUGUGAAGGAGUUUAAAUAAAUAUAAAAGGAAUCCAAUUUUCUCCAGCUGCCCACAUCUCACCCAAACUACAGGGGUUGAGGUCAAUUGCAAUUCAAUGCUGAGACUCAUACACUUUGACUCUUGGUGACAACUGAGGCAAAUGAAAUGAACUGAAGUAUGGAUUAGUCAAGGUAUAACUGAAUGAUAGAAAAGGUUCAUGGGGUUAAAUGGUCUCUCCCUGUUCUUUUGUACCUGAGCUAUAGGAUGUUAUGUACUAAUUUAAUCUUUAAAGGGUUAGUGUUUGUAAGUACAGUUAGCAUUGUUCUAAAUGUGAGCUGCAGUGCCUGACUGUUGCCCAGGAUGAUAAAAGGGAAGUCAAUCCUUACAAUUUCUAAAAUUAUUAGCAUAAGAUUGUACCAUAACUGAAAGUAUCUAACAUGGCCCAUGGAUUUGCACCACUCCUAGGAUAGAUAGUUUUAAAACAAAUACAGAGCCCUGUCUAAAUCUCUACAGUCUCCAGGUUAAUGACACAGCCUCCCACUGUAACUAGUGCUCUGCUCCAAAUCCUAUGCCAGCUCCUUGAAAUCUUUGCACUCUGACUGAUUCUAACAUAGGACUAUUCAUCUGUGCAUAUUUUUUCCUUAAUAAAGCUUCAACUUUUAAAUUGUUAUUGCGUGAUUAAAAGAAAGGAAUAUUGGAUAUAUUUCAAGAGCACAGGUUCUGUGUUCAUUUAUUAUACUGUUUACUUUCCCUAAUGUUCAUGGACUGCAGAAAGAUUAGUUAACAUAUAACGUCAUCAGAAUUUUGCAGCUUACAGAUCAUUUCAACAUCUGUUACAGUCCCACAUCACCAAUCUACUCAUUUUUUUAUGUUUUGUUGACCAAACAAAAUGAUUAAACAAGUCAUUUUGUUUUUGCACAAAACCUAGAUUUCUUUUCCAGAAUUUUAAACUUCUGCUCUCAAAAUGCUUUUAAAGUUGUUUGAAUCUUCACCACCACUCUUUUCAGUACUGAAUAACCUUUCAAAUAUCAAAAGCGUUCUAUUUUCAAAGUUAUUUUCUGUGGUACUCAUUAUUUUAGGGAUUUUUUCAUAAGUGCAAAUGUUCUAGCAAAGGAUAAUGAAAGGGGAACUACAAAAACUUUGAAGAUUGGAUCCAUUUCACACAGUCAUAAAUGAAUCAUAAAUAUGAAGGUACUCAUUGAAUGAUUUAACACCGAAGGAAAACAGUCAUUUCAGAGUAUAUGACAACAUCCAUGCCUUCUCUCAUUCUUAACCUAAUAAUUAAACUCACCUAAAUUAGCAUGGUUUUCUAGACUUUUGCAUGGUAGAUCUAGUUUAAGCCGAGGCUCUCAAAUCAUUGCAGUCUGCGUGGCACCAAGUUGCAAUUCAGAACAUCAGAGGAAUUAAAGUGAAUAAAAAUAAAUUUGUUAGAGGCCUUUGGAGAACAAAUGUACUUCUGCAAUUCUCUGUUGGUGUUAAUUGAAAUCUCCGUUAUUAUACCAGUGCAGUCAUUCCUGAAAUGCUGUAUUGUAAUUUAAACAGGCAAUGCUGGAAAUGCUCAGAAGGUCUGGCAGCAUCUGUGGAAACAGAAACAGAUAAUGUUUCCAAUUUAAGACACUUCUUCAGGGAGAAAGUGAAAAAAGUUAACUUUGUAUUGAGAGAAUUGGUGUGGGUGAGGGUGUGGGUGUGCAGGGUGGCUGGUGGAAUGACCAUAAUGAAGGGAAUAUCUGUUAUAUGGUGAAGCUUGGUCAAAAGGGUCAAUCGAGUUUGCUGUUCUUUGUCUGAACCAUGCAUUGCUGACUGAGACAUAAUCAGCAGGCGAGGAUAUACUAAUAGGGAGCAAAAUUGAGCUAAUUUCACAGAUGAUUGACUUACAAUGGAAAUAGCCCAUUUUGAUAGAAACCAAGAAAAUGAGUUAACUACUAAUGUGGAAUUCAACAUUGAGCCUGGAAGGCUGCAAUGUGGCUUUGUAAGAUUCACAACUAGCCUGAUCACAACACCCAAGUUUAAUAAUAGCCAGAAUGGAGAAAAGAAAAUGGAUAUAAUCUUCUUAAGGAGGCUCAUCUACCAUAUGAUACAGUAAGACCAUAAGACAUAGGAACAGAAUUAGGCCAUUUGGCCCAUCGAGUCUGCUCCACCAUUCAAUCAUGGCUGAUUCAUUAUCCCUCUCAACCCUUACUUAUUAAGAACCUAUCAACCUCUGUUUUGGACUCCACAGCUGUCUGUGGCAAUGAAUUCCACAAUGAAUUCCCCUGGCUAAAGUAAUUCCUCUUGGCCUCUGUUUUAAAAGGACAUCAUUUUAGUCUGAGACUGUGCCCUCUGGUCCUAAGCUCUCCCUCUAUCGGAAACAUCCUCUUCACAACCACUCUAUCUAGGCCUUUCAGUAAUCAAUAGCUUUCAAUGAGAUCCCCCGCACCCCCCCCCCCCAUUCUUCUGAACUCCAGCAAGUAAAGCCAUCUAAUGCCCCUGGUAUGUUAACACUUUAAUUCUUGGGAUCAUCCCUGUGAACAUCAACUGGACCCUCUUCCAUAGUUACUCAAUAGGUCCCUCUUCAAAAUGUUGUACAUGAAAACAAAACAAAAAAUUCAGAUUAUCUAUACUACUCAGGGCAAAGAAUUCUUUCACAAUCAAAGUAUAUUUACCUAAAGAAAAAUUGGAGGCAUAAUUAGCCUACUUUCCAAAGCAAAUUAAUACUGGUGAUAAGAGUUCUUAAGCUUAUUCAUUCAUGUAUGUUCUAAGCUUGUUCUGUUUAUAAAAUGCUUUCUGGAAUUCACCUUCUUGCUCCUGUGAGCAUAACUUGUGUUUAUCUCUUGAAGCAGGGAGUGGUAACCAUUGGCCAAUUGUAAAGCGCUUACUUUAAAAGUGUCAGUAGCUCUGUUGCAAAACUUAGCAGAUGAGAGAAUUCUGGACAGCAGUGGAUUGAGGUAUAAAGGUGAUUAAUAGGGUACGCACCAUAAAUAAGUCAGGCUACUAGUGAGUCAGUUUUUCAAUUUUAUGGACUUUUUUUUUUGCAAAGAACUUACAAGCAGUAAUUUGAUUCUGCAAUUCUUAUUUCUACGGAGAACAUCAGCAAAUCUGGCAUUUUUCAUAUAGUCGAGCAAUGCAAAGGCACUGUAUUUUGUAAAGCCAAUGAAACUGUACCCAAAAAGCUAACUGAAGUGCACCAACUUUUCAAGUGAAGGCCAGAGUAUUUCUAAGCUUGUUUCUAAUGAAUGACUGGUAUAGUUCAAAUUUGCCAAGGUGCCGGGAACUCCUUGCAGUCGGCUGACCACAGAAUCUGUGACUAGCACUUUAUGGCUUAAUAAUGUUCACCUUAUGUAGGUGUCUGACUACCUACCAGGAUGUGAAAAGACACUGGAAAGAACAGCAGAGUGUAUUUUAAUUAUAUAAUAAGAUGUAGUUUUAAGGACAGUAGUGUUCCAUACAUUCCAAUUCUUUUUUAAAUAAUUGAAUGAGUUAAAUGUAAAAAUUCACUUCAAGAUACAAUGCACAGUAUUUAUAUUCACCAAGGCUUUCUACAUUUAUAUAAAUGGUUUGAUAGAGGAUUCAAAUAAGAGAAACAUAAGUAGAUAUAAUUAGCUGUAGAUGUACAUUUAUUAGAGGCAUUAAAAUAAUUAGCAGCCCUUUUAACCGUCAGUUGUUAAUUCUGUUUAUUUCACACGUGUUUGUGAUAUUGUGAUUUUCUUUUUUAUUUUUCAGUACGCCGUAAAUAUGUAAAUUCAAUUUUCUUCUUUUGUGUAAUGAAGUUCCCAUGAUGGUGAAAUCAUUAAGAUGGAAUAGUCUGUUGUGUUUAUGCAUUAGUUUUGUUAAUUAUGAAGAGCACAAGAAUGGUGUGUCAUUAUUCCAAGUGUAAAUUAAAUAACGCAUCAUACGCUGCCUGCCGGCUGAUACAAUCUUUACAUGUUUGAGGUUUGUGCCUUGGCAACUUCUGGUAUGUUCAAUGUUAUAAUUUGAUCAGAAAAGUCAUCAACAUAUAUUUAUCAUUUUAAUUUGUUGAAUUACAAGACAUUUUAUAUGAAAAAGGAACCCUACAGAGAGUUGCAGAACAUAACACGUGGGAGACUUGCCCUCUCCCAUUAUGAAAUUCCAUUCAAGAUUUGUCUAAGCGUGGCAGUACUGACAGAUGACAUAAAGCAGACUUAUGUCUUAGGUUGAGAGUAAUCUAUUGGUAAAAAUUUCAAUAUCAUCUCUCACCUGCCACCGCUUAUGUGCCUCUGUAGUAUUAAUCUUUUCACAGAAAAAUUAUGCAUCAAUUGAAAGGGGUAGCUCAACGUUGUUUAAUUGUAUGUAAAAGGUGUAACGUAUAAAGAGAGUGAGGGUUGAAAUCAUCUGUUGGUGCUGUUGCUUAAAAUAAAAAUUUCAUUCUUGUCUGAUAUCAACAACAAUUUGAAUUUCAAUAGAGCUUUCACUAUAGUAAGAUACUCCUAGGCACUUCAUGGGAAUAAUAUUGAAUAAAAUUUGAUACGCUUUUGCCUUGACAAGACCAACACAGAUAAUUAUUUUUAAAGAAAUACAACAUGUCAUUUUAUUAGUGUUUUUAUUGUUUCUGUCAUUACAAUCAGCCUUCUGCAUAUAAUUGCCCAUUAUCCCUUCAUUUAGCUUAAGAACGAGCCCUUGCAUCUGUUAUAUCAAAUCACAAAUUCAAUGUAACUCCUCACAUGAUUUGCACUCAACACACAAAGCAAUAGCUAAUGUUUCAUUCACAACUCUUUAAGAAUUCCAUAUAUCUGAUUAAAUAUCCUAUUUUAUACAGUAGAUUAUGUACAGAAUAAUUCUUUCAGAUAGGUGUUAUUUAUUUUUACUGUUUUGUAAGUUAGACAAUAUACUGUAUCUCUAAUGGCCAGAAUUAUCGGAAAGUGCCUCUUGGUAAACUGUAUAGUACAGAAUAUAUAAAUACUUAUUCAAUAUUUUAGAAACGUCUGUUGCUAACUGAAAAAUGUAGAUGUUUUAAUGCAAAGACAGUUGUACAACAUGAAAUUAAUUCUGUGG
Hypanus sabinus (Atlantic stingray) is the source of this 14985-nucleotide messenger RNA. It is a transcript of the gene pde3a, whose product is annotated as phosphodiesterase 3A, cGMP-inhibited. Gene Ontology annotation, molecular function: 3',5'-cyclic-AMP phosphodiesterase activity. The record is from RefSeq and is a predicted model, not a curated record. Lineage: Eukaryota; Metazoa; Chordata; Chondrichthyes; Myliobatiformes; Dasyatidae. Gene Ontology annotation, cellular component: cytosol. The transcript has 17 exons. The coding region runs from base 4996 to 8421 and encodes 1141 amino acids. Gene Ontology annotation, biological process: positive regulation of oocyte development; oocyte maturation.